CCCUUGAGCCACUCACAGUUCAUUUCAAGGCCAAGAACGCCCCCAAAAUCUGUUUCUAAUUUUACAGAAAUCUUUUGAAAUUUGGCACGGUAUUGAAAAGUCCGUGGAAAGAAAAAAAACCUUGUCCUAGCUUCGGCUUCCAACUCUGAAGACAAACUUGCUUCCUUUCAACGGUUUUCAGAGAUCCAGUGACCUACGCUCUGAAGUCAGAGUUAGCUAACUUUCAAAAACAUCUGGAAAAAUGAAGAUAUGGUUAAAAAUUGCAUUUGGAAUUGCCACCUCUGCUGUGCUGGCUUUAUUGGUGAUGUGCAUUGUCUUACGUCCUUCAAGAGAUCAUAACUCUGAAGAAAAUACAACAAGAGCACUCACACUGAAAGAUUUUUUAAAUGGCACGUUUUCUUAUAAAACAUUUUUUCCAAGCUGGAUUUCAGGACAAGAAUAUCUCCAUCAAUCUACAGAUAAUAACAUAGUGUUUUAUAAUAUUGAAACAGGAGAAUCAUAUACCAUUUUGAGUAAUGCCACCAUGAAAAGUGUCAAUGCUUCAAAUUAUGGCUUAUCACCUGAUCGGCAAUUUGCAUUUCUAGAGAGUGAUUAUUCAAAGCUUUGGAGAUACUCUUACACAGCAACAUAUCACAUCUACGACCUUAGGAAUGGAGGUUUUAUAAGAAGAAAUGAGCUUCCUCGUCCAAUUCAGUAUAUUUGCUGGUCUCCUGUUGGAAGUAAAUUAGCAUAUGUGUAUCAAAACAAUAUCUAUUUGAAAGAAAGACCAGAAGACCCACCUUUUCAAAUAACAUAUAAUGGAAAAGAAAAUAAAAUAUUUAAUGGGAUCCCAGACUGGGUUUAUGAAGAGGAAAUGCUUGCUACAAAAUAUGCUCUUUGGUGGUCUCCUAAUGGAAAAUUUUUGGCAUAUGCAGAGUUUAAUGAUACAGAUAUACCAGUUAUUGCCUACUCCUAUUAUGGUGAUGAACAAUAUCCUAGAACAAUAAAUAUUCCAUACCCAAAGGCUGGAGCUAAGAAUCCUGUUGUUCGAAUAUUUAUUAUUGAUACCACUUACCCCGAAUACGCAGGUCCCACAGAAGUGCCAGUUCCAGCAAUGAUAGCCGCAAGUGAUUAUUAUUUCACUUGGCUCACAUGGGUUACUGAUGACCGAAUAUGCCUGCAGUGGCUAAAAAGAAUUCAGAAUGUUUCAGUCUUAUCUAUAUGUGAUUUCAGGGAAGACUGGCAGACAUGGGAUUGUCCUAAGACCCAGGAGCAUGUAGAAGAAAGCAGAACUGGAUGGGCUGGUGGAUUCUUUGUUUCAGCACCAGUUUUCAGCUAUGAUGCCACUUCAUACUACAAAAUAUUUAGCGACAAAGAUGGCUACAAACAUAUUCACUAUAUCAAAGACAAUGUGGAAAACGCUAUUCAAAUUACAAGUGGCAAGUGGGAGGCCAUAAAUAUAUUCAGAGUAACACGGGACUCACUGUUUUAUUCCAGCAAUGAAUUUGAAGGUUACCCUGGAAGAAGAAAUAUCUACAGAAUUAGCAUUGGAAGCCAUCCUCCAAGCAAGAAGUGUAUUACUUGCCAUCUAAGGCAAGAAAGGUGCCAAUAUUACACAGCAAGUUUCAGUGAUUACUCCAAGUACUAUGCACUUGUCUGCUAUGGCCCAGGUCUCCCCAUUUCUACUCUUCAUGAUGGCCGCACUGACCAAGAAAUUAAAAUCUUGGAAGAAAACAAGGAAUUGGAAAAUGCUUUGAGAAAUAUCCAGCUGCCUAAAGAGGAAAUAAAGAAACUUGAAGUCAAUGAAAUUACUUUAUGGUACAAGAUGAUUCUUCCUCCUCAGUUUGACAGUUCAAAGAAGUACCCCUUGCUAAUUCAAGUGUAUGGUGGUCCCUGCAGUCAGAGUGUAAGGUCUGUAUUUGCUAUUAGUUGGAUAUCUUAUCUCGCAAGUAAGGAAGGGAUAGUCAUUGCCUUGGUGGAUGGUCGAGGAACAGCUUUCCAAGGUGACAAACACCUAUACGCAGUAUAUCGAAAGCUGGGUGUUUAUGAAGUUGAGGACCAGAUCACAGCUGUCAGAAAAUUCAUAGAAAUGGGUUUCAUUGAUGAAAAAAGAAUAGCCAUAUGGGGCUGGUCUUAUGGUGUUACGUUCAUCACUGGCCCUUGCGUCCGGAACAGGUCUUUCAAAUGUGGGAUAGCAGUAGCUCCAGUCUCCAGCUGGGAUAUUAUGCGUCAAUCUACACAGAGCGAUUCAUGGGUCUCCCAACAAAGGAUGAUAAUCUUGAGCACUAUAAAAAUUCAACUGUGAUGGCAAGAGCAGAAUAUUUCAGAAAUGUAGACUAUCUUCUCAUCCACGGAACAGCAGAUGAUAAUGUGCACUUUCAAAACUCAGCACAGAUUGCUAAAGCUCUGGUUAAUGCACAAGUGGAUUUCCAGGCAAUG
Phyllostomus discolor (pale spear-nosed bat) is the source of this 2418-nucleotide messenger RNA. RefSeq names its product fibroblast activation protein alpha (gene FAP). The transcript is spliced from 25 exons. Gene Ontology annotation, molecular function: serine-type peptidase activity; dipeptidyl-peptidase activity. Gene Ontology annotation, biological process: proteolysis. Lineage: Eukaryota; Metazoa; Chordata; Mammalia; Chiroptera; Phyllostomidae. The record is from RefSeq and is a predicted model, not a curated record. The coding region runs from base 242 to 2284 and encodes 680 amino acids.